CCACUUGAAAGUUUGAUGACUAUUUGCAAACUGUGAAACAACGAUCAUCUUCUUCCCUAAUUUCCCUCCCAAUUCCUUUCUGAAGGAUCUGAAUGAUUGACAAAGUGCAAAGACUUGUUAAUCAGAUAUGAACGAGCUCCCAAAUGCAUUUUCUUUGCUGGAAUUAGAUGUCGAGGAUGAUAAUCAGCAAGUGGCAAGUGCCGCUAAUAGUACAGAGGAAACCAAUGGGAAAGCCAAAGAAGAAAAUGACAGUCUUGAUUACAUGAAAUGGAAUGAAAGCGACAAUUACAGGUUGCCCCUCGUGUGGAUUGACUUAAAAAUGACCGGCUUGAAUGUUCAAGUAGAUAGAAUAUUGGAGAUUGCUUGCGUGAUUACAGAUGGGAAAUUGAGGAAAUCCGUAGAGGGUCCUGAUUUAGUCAUUCAUCAACCAAAAGAUUGUCUGGAUAAAAUGGGAGAAUGGUGCCAAGAUCAUCAUGCCGCUAGUGGCCCAAUAUGUCAACAAUUUAUAAUAGGGUUGACUGAGAAGGUGAUACAAAGCACCGUCAGCGAAAAAGAAGCUGAAGAGCAGGUGAUAGAUUUUGUGAAGAGGCAUGUUAGUGCAUAUACUCCGUUGCUUGCGGGAAAUUCGAUCUACAUCGAUUUUAUGUUCUUGAAGAAGUACAUGCCGGAUUUGGCGAGUCUUUUCUCGCAUGUUGUGGUUGAUGUCAGCAGUGUCAAGGCUUUAUGUCGGCUCUGGUUCCCGAAAGAUAAGAAGAAUGCUCCUAAAAAGGAGAAGAAGCAUAGGGCCAUGGAUGAUAUCAGAGAAAGCAUAGCAGAGCUCAAAUACUACAAAGAACAUGUGUUCAAAUCGCCAGAGUCUUAAGAGAUAACGUCGUUUAUGAAGAUCAAUCGUGUUUCUAUGAUCGAUUGUUGCUCGCGGUGCUUGUUUGAUGGCUCACGUGAUCUUCUAUGAACUCGGAUGUCCAAUGAGCGGUCACACAAUCGAAAAACUUGUUUAAAACUAGUUUCUUCGAUAUAUAGAUCAUUAGGAGUUCCUUGUAAAAAUCAUUUAUCCUGUUAAAGAGCAAUUGUUGUUUGUUUUAUAUGUUGAAUGAACAGUUUGAAUGAUGUAAAUUACCAUUUUACCCUUCUAACCCUUUCUACUAUUAUCAAAUUUGAAGUUCAA
This is a messenger RNA of Cynara cardunculus var. scolymus (artichoke), 1165 nucleotides long. RefSeq names its product oligoribonuclease-like. The record is from RefSeq and is a predicted model, not a curated record. Gene Ontology annotation, cellular component: mitochondrion. The transcript is spliced from 9 exons. Gene Ontology annotation, molecular function: nucleic acid binding; 3'-5'-RNA exonuclease activity. The coding region runs from base 128 to 862 and encodes 244 amino acids. Lineage: Eukaryota; Viridiplantae; Streptophyta; Magnoliopsida; Asterales; Asteraceae.